GCGCACGGCCGAAACGAUUUUUUUAAAAGUAAAAAUACCCUAAGGCCCAAACAAGGUACCCCUGUGGACUGGAUUUAGCUUUGGGCUGUUGUCCACCUAGGCUUCUGGUUGUCAGGGAUGCUAUGACAUCUUUACUGUGUAACUUAGGCAGAUCAGUUUACCUCCCUGAACUUCAGUGAGCUAAUCUGUAAAAUGGAUCAGGACCCAUCGCUGUGCCGAUCAAAUGAGACCAGGUGUGUAAGACGCUGAACAGCGCUGGCGCAUGGUAAGCACCCCACGCAUGACACGACAGCGGUAGCUUGGGUGGAUGUUGAUUUGGUUAGGAUGUAUUCAAGGAGCAAGAUAUCCCAGAGGCCAGCGGAAUAGGCGACGCCGAGAAAGAAGGAGAAAAGACGGCAGAGGAGAUAGAAAGAGGGAAUGGAAGAAGUGAGGAGGCAGCAGGGUCCGCCCUCCAGGCGAGGCGCCAGCGAGGGGCCCAGGCCGGGGAGGGAGCGCACGUGGCCUAGUUCGGGCGGAGCAAAGGCGCUGGGCGCAGCGGAGACCUCCGAGCCCGCCCCAGGAGACAGGCCGCGAGGGUAGGUUGGAACUCGGCUGCGAGGACCUUGAACGCCGGGCGCUGGGGCGGCUCCAGGUACUUGGGAGUCGCGGGACUGCGGGGGACGCCACGCCAGGUCUGAACUCGCCGCCCUCUCGGAGCCGUUUGGGCCGGACUCCUGGGUCCUUUAGGGCUCCGCCCCAGGGGGUGGGACUACAUGUUCGGACCAAUGACCGGCCGUCCCUGCGGCCCCGCCCUCUCCCCGCCCCCGGAGCCGCGGCCUCUCUCAGUGCCCAACCGCCCGGCGCCCAGGCCUGGGGCACCGCAAGCGCGGAACCUUCGGCUGGACACCAAGAUGCCUGGCGAACAGCAGGCAGAGGAGGAGGAGGAGGAAGAGAUGCAGGAGGAGAUGGUGCUGCUGGUGAAGGGUGAGGAGGAUGAGGGUGAGGAGAAGUAUGAGGUGGUGAAACUCAAGAUCCCCAUGGACAACAAGGAGGUCCCGGGCGAGGCGCCCGCGCCGUCCGCCGACCCGGCGCGUCCCCACGCGUGCCCCGACUGCGGCCGCGCCUUCGCGCGCCGCUCCACGCUGGCCAAGCACGCGCGCACGCACACGGGCGAACGGCCCUUCGCGUGCACCGAGUGCGGGCGGCGCUUCUCGCAGAAGUCGGCGCUGACCAAACACGGCCGCACGCACACGGGCGAGCGGCCCUACGAGUGUCCCGAGUGCGACAAGCGCUUCUCGGCCGCCUCGAACCUGCGGCAGCACCGGCGGCGGCACACGGGCGAGAAGCCGUACGCAUGCGCGCACUGCGGCCGCCGCUUCGCGCAGAGCUCCAACUACGCACAGCACCUGCGCGUGCACACGGGCGAGAAGCCGUACGCGUGCCCGGACUGCGGACGCGCCUUCGGCGGCAGCUCGUGCCUGGCGCGUCACCGACGCACGCACACGGGCGAGCGGCCAUACGCAUGCGCCGACUGCGGCACGCGCUUCGCCCAGAGUUCGGCGCUGGCCAAGCACCGGCGCGUGCACACGGGCGAGAAGCCGCACCGCUGCGCUGUGUGUGGCCGUCGCUUCGGCCACCGCUCCAACCUGGCGGAGCAUGCGCGCACGCACACAGGCGAGCGGCCCUACCCCUGCGCCGAGUGCGGCCGCCGAUUCCGCCUAAGCUCGCACUUCAUUCGCCACCGACGCGCGCACAUGCGGCGCCGCCUGUAUAUCUGCGCCGGCUGCGGCAGGGACUUCAAGCUGCCCCCUGGCGCCACGGCCGCCACUGCCACCGAGCGCUGCCCGGAGUGCGAGGGUAGCUGAGCCCCGCAGGGCUGCGGAGGGGCGCCCUGGGGCUUCGACCUGGCUGCACUAACCCGGGCUCCUUCUGCGCCGGCCUCCAGGUCUGGAAAAUUGAGGGGACUGCAGGCCCGGCUGCCCUGGAACUGGAAGACAGGGAGAAUCCCCUGCCGGGGUCCCUGGAAACAGUGCCCAUCCUCCAUCACUACAUUCCCUUGGCCCGUGUUAGUGAAUAAAGUAUUAUAUCCUCACCCCACCCGUGCCUGUGAGUGGGGUGGGUGGGAGAGGAAGAAAGUUAGGGUUCUCCAGGCUCAGGUGCCAAGUGAGAUGUCAAGGAACCAAAUGGGGAUGUAAACCUAAAAGGGGUUCCCGGCAUCUCCGUUUGUGUUGGGGGUAGGAGGUGAUCGCACACUUGGCCCUUGGUUACGUCCUCAUAAACCCUAGAUCUGAAAGGGCCCAUAAGUAUACUAUGUUCAUCAGACAUGCACUGCAUUCGGCAGAGCUCCAGUGAGCAAGGCACAACCCUCAGAUCUCAGUCUAGUGAAGGAGAGAAAACUGUAACACAACAUUAAAGGUUUUAACUGCUUUGUUA
Cercocebus atys (sooty mangabey) is the source of this 2412-nucleotide messenger RNA. RefSeq names its product zinc finger protein 771 (gene ZNF771). Gene Ontology annotation, molecular function: DNA-binding transcription factor activity, RNA polymerase II-specific; RNA polymerase II cis-regulatory region sequence-specific DNA binding. The record is from RefSeq and is a predicted model, not a curated record. The transcript is spliced from 3 exons. The coding region runs from base 753 to 1844 and encodes 363 amino acids. NCBI's taxonomy places the organism in Eukaryota, Metazoa, Chordata, Mammalia, Primates, Cercopithecidae. Gene Ontology annotation, cellular component: transcription regulator complex; nucleus; PcG protein complex. Gene Ontology annotation, biological process: central nervous system development; regulation of transcription by RNA polymerase II.